AUGGUUGGAUUUCUCCAGAGCCUCGCGAGGCGUGCAAGCCCACUGCUCUGCAAGGAUCGCUCUCUUCGUAUGUCUGGCAGGGGUCAUCACCCAUGUGUUAACUUGGCAACCUUUAAGAAUUAUUUGCAUGAUAUGAGUGAAUCUGUAACAAUAGACAAGGUAGGGAAUCGUGUAGCACGGGGAGAAUCCGCACAUGUGAAUGACCAUUUACACAAAAAUUCCACAAAUUGUGCAUUUGUUCCUCCUUAUGGUCUAUCAAACUCUAAAGGUGAAUCUGAAAUACAAUAUUUAAAUGAUAAUUACUACGCUAAACUCGUAGAAAAACAAUCGCAAUGCUACGCGCUUGGAAUUACAAAGGAAAAGCUCAAGAACUUUAAAGAAAUCGUAUAUAUAAGCUUUACUAACGAAACAAUAGUUAGAGUGGGAGACUAUUUGUUUAGUCUUGAGGAUUCUAAAACUCUGUACGAGUUCAACUCUCCUGUGGAUGCACAGAUUGUUGCCAUCAACCCAAAGUUUAAAGACUCUGCAGACGAAGAAGCUCUUGGAGAGCUACUCAAGUCUCCUGAAGAUUGCGAUAAUUUCCUUGUUAAAUUUCAGCCUAGUAUACAGGAAUCUUAG
Molecule: messenger RNA, 618 nt
Organism: Theileria equi strain WA
Lineage: Eukaryota; Apicomplexa; Aconoidasida; Piroplasmida; Theileriidae
Exons: 1
Coding region: 1-618 (205 amino acids)
Source: RefSeq, a predicted model, not a curated record